This is a messenger RNA of Lactuca saligna, 924 nucleotides long. The record is from the annotation of a GenBank genome assembly. Lineage: Eukaryota; Viridiplantae; Streptophyta; Magnoliopsida; Asterales; Asteraceae.
AUGAGAUGCCUCAGCUCCCUACCAGGAUAUGUGCAAAGACCAAACAGUGUUCCCAACUACAAUGAUGAAAUAACAUUUCAGUCUUAUCUUGCUGCUGCUUUUGCUAAGAAGCUAAGCAAGCUAGCACUUAUAGUCCCUACUUCUGGAGGUCUUGUUAUUAUUGCUCUUAUUCAUAAUCUUUUGAGAAGACAUCCUUCAAUCAACUGUUUAGUCCAUCAGGAGGAUGAUGGAGAAACUGAAACAGUCAAAUCAGGCAUUGAUCAUUUCAAUAAUGAGGAAACUGAUCUUCUUAAAACCAAUGCUAUGAGAGAAGGUAGGGUUUCAUCAAUUUCAACUGUGGUGGGUGAUGGAAUAGAUGGUGACAACGGUGAUGCAGCACUCGUGGACAAAAAUGGCGGAGAACGGGAGGUGGAGUGGGAGUCACCGCUGGAGCAGGUGGUUGUAGAUCACGCCUAUGUCUUCUUCCUUCCUCUUUAUCUCUUAUUAACAAACGAUUUCCUAAAUUUUCAAGUCUCAACAGGAAAAAAUUGUAAAGGAAUUAUAAGCAUGAACGUUUUCCUCUAUAGUGCAUCUGGUCGUUCCUCUUCAUAUGGAAGACGAGGCUUCUUGAAAGUUUUCCAUAUGAAAGUGGUGGUGAUGGAAGAGAUGGCAGGGCGGCAGUGGAUGAUAGGAAUGGUGGUGACAGUCGAUUGUGUAGAGAUUCCGAUCUCACGGGUCGACGCCGAUGCAGCGGUAGUACCAGCCUUCCUUGCAAGAUCCGAAGGAGAAAGCGGUGGAAACAGAAGAGAUCCCCCUCGAGGGAAGGGGGGAGAUCAUCCACCAAUGAAUCAAGAUUUCCACCAUUCACAAUUGGAAUUUCCCAGGGAUGAUUUGAGAGAAACUUUUUGGGAAAAAGAGAAAGCAAUUCGCCGGUGGAGAGAUUAG